Molecule: messenger RNA, 2341 nt
Organism: Clupea harengus (Atlantic herring)
Lineage: Eukaryota; Metazoa; Chordata; Actinopteri; Clupeiformes; Clupeidae
Gene: gnb5a
Product: G protein subunit beta 5a
Biological process (GO): signal transduction
Molecular function (GO): protein binding
Source: RefSeq, a predicted model, not a curated record
AGAUAUCAUCCCCACAGGGUGCAUUACGGGGCACAAUUUCCGGAGGCGUUUUUUUUUUUUGCUUCCUGCGCUCUCCGUGUCUACACACAGGUUUGUUAAAAGCAGCGUUCGGAAUCCCUUUUUACUGCCAUUGAUCAUUUAAUGAUGCAGAGCGUUCUGUGUAUCCCAACGGAAGAGUCAUUAGAAUAGCCAUUAGACCAGGGCGCUUAAGAGAACAGCCCCGUCUAAGCUGGAUGCUGCCGGAGCAUCCUCCUCCUUGUGACGUCAGCGCGCAGCAUCAGCUGGGAGUCCGCUGUUGGCAAGCCUUUUCCAGGCUGCAACCAGUUCGUGGAAUAAUACAUCUCAUCAUACUGUAGUUAAACGUAUACCCUCGGCAAGAUGGCUGCGCAGGAACUGCAGCCUAACGAGACGCUGACAACCCUGAAGUCGGAGUCCGAAAACCUGAAGACCAAGCUCGAGGAUGAGAGAGCUAAGCUGCAUGAUGUCGAACUGCACCAGGUGGCUGAUAAGAUGGAGUCGCUGGGCCAGUUCGUCAUGAAGACCCGGAGAACUUUGAAGGGUCACGGGAAUAAAGUCCUCUGCAUGGACUGGUGUAAAGACAAGAGGAGGAUCGUGAGUUCGUCUCAGGACGGCAAAGUGAUUGUUUGGGAUGCAUUCACCACUAAUAAGGAGCAUGCCGUGACGAUGCCCUGCACCUGGGUGAUGGCCUGUGCCUAUGCUCCAUCGGGGUGUGCGGUGGCCUGUGGUGGUCUGGAUAACAAGUGUUCAGUUUAUCCACUGUCCCUGGAUAAGAACGAGAACCUGGCAGCCAAGAAGAAGUCUGUUGCCAUGCACACCAACUAUCUGUCUGCCUGCAGCUUCACCAACUCAGACAUGCAGAUCCUGACGUCGAGCGGAGACGGAACCUGUGCUCUGUGGGACGUGGAGAGCGGGCAGCUCCUGCAGAGUUUCCAUGGACACGCAGCAGACGUGCUCUGUCUGGACCUGGCACCCUCAGAGACAGGAAACACCUUCGUCUCAGGGGGCUGUGACAAGAAGGCCAUAGUGUGGGACAUGAGGUCAGGCCAGUGCAUUCAGUCCUUUGAGACUCACGAGUCGGACAUCAACAGUGUGAGGUACUAUCCAAGUGGAGAUGCCUUCGCGUCUGGAUCUGAUGACGCUACUUGCCGUCUCUAUGACCUGAGGGCGGACAGAGAGGUGGCCAUUUACUCCAAGGACAGCAUCAUCUUCGGAGCCUCCAGUGUGGACUUCUCUCUCAGCGGCCGGUUGCUCUUUGGUGGCUACAAUGACUACACCAUCAAUGUGUGGGACGUCCUGAAGGGAACCCGCGUGUCCAUUCUGUUUGGCCACGAGAACCGCGUCAGCACCCUGCGUGUCUCUCCAGAUGGGACAGCUUUCAGUACUGGAUCCUGGGAUCACACUCUACGGAUCUGGGCCUGAAUAUGUCUGUGUCAGAUGCUAGAUGUCAUGGAGGAGAUUCAACCACCACUCCCGGCGACGUUAUCAGAUCACCGUCCGUUUGGAAAUCAUAGAGGAAUAGCGCUAGAUCAAUCAGUAGAACUAAAGAGGACUUCCCUGCUUUCCUGUGGGACAGAGUCAGCCUUGGCGUUGCAGCUCUGAAGAGUUGCAAGACUAAGGUGAAGACCAAGAUGGGGAGUUUUCUUGCAGGCGACCAUUUUAGUUCCAGAACCAGGUUCUCAGAUAUCAACUGCCAUGAGUCCUACUGAUUUUAUUUAUAUGGGCCAAUGUAGAAACACAGUUAGUAUAAACUGAUUAAUUUAUAUGGUCUUACUUUAUAUAUUGUCAUGGCAACUGCAGUAUAGCUGUAUGUAUUGGUGAUGUAAUAAAGCUGUCUGUCCUGUCACUACAACACAGUUUCCAUAGAGAUACUGGCAGAACAUUUGAAAAUAAACCUGAAGGCCGGAGAUUUUGCAUGAAGUUGGACAUUUCAGGAGUGAGAUUAGUCACCCAGUAGGUACACUGCUUUAUUUAUUGCUGUUCUCCAAGAUGUUUUUUUCCACUAGACACUCUCUGGCUAACUUUGAUCAUGACAUCUAUGUUUGCCAUUACGUGAGACUGUAGAAAAACUAUUUUGAAUUAAUAUAUACAUACGCAGCAUUUUUUAUCACAUCAAUAUAAAACCUGGAAACAUUAUAACAUUGCACAGAGAAAAUAUUGUUUCAGUUGUGAUAUAACACACUUAUAAUAACUGUUGUGUAUUGUAGUUCGAUGUAUAUAUCCAAUCUGUUAUAGUAGCCUACUACUGAAUUACAGAAUGUUUGUCCUUGAUCAUACGAAAAUAGAUUGUAAAAUACUGCGAAUAAACCUCUUUUAAAGAUUA